Molecule: messenger RNA, 1627 nt
Organism: Molossus molossus (Pallas's mastiff bat)
Lineage: Eukaryota; Metazoa; Chordata; Mammalia; Chiroptera; Molossidae
Product: putative P2Y purinoceptor 10
Exons: 3
Coding region: 169-1155 (328 amino acids)
Biological process (GO): positive regulation of Rho protein signal transduction; phospholipase C-activating G protein-coupled receptor signaling pathway
Cellular component (GO): membrane
Molecular function (GO): G protein-coupled receptor activity
Source: RefSeq, a predicted model, not a curated record
AAGGAAACUAGAGUACAAAACCCAGCAAGUCUCCAGGGUGGUGUGUACCCUGAACAGAGCACUGCACACUGGAGGAACAAAGAGGAGGCAUCGGAAACUCUGCUCUCCUAUCUGUCUCGGGAUCAUAACUCUACGGCUUACUUUAAUGAAUAUACUGAAAUAUUCAAGAUGCAAAGCAGCAGUACUAGCAAUGCUGAAACUAACUGCAAUGUCACUAAUUUGACAUUUCAGUACACCCUCUAUGCAACCACCUACAUCCUCAUAUUCAUCCCUGGUCUUCUGGCCAACAGUGCAGCUUUGUGGGUUCUGUGCCGCUUCAUCAGCAAGAAAAACAAAGCCAUCAUUUUCAUGAUCAACCUCUCUGUGGCUGACCUUGCUCAUGUGCUCUCCUUACCCCUCCGGAUUUACUACUACAUCAGCCACCAGUGGCCUUUCCAGAGGACCCUUUGCCUGCUGUGCUUCUACCUGAAGUAUCUCAACAUGUAUGCCAGCAUUUGCUUCCUGACCUGCAUCAGCCUUCAGAGAUGCUUCUUUCUCCUCAAGCCCUUCAGGGCCAGAGCCUGGAAGCGUAGGUAUGAUGUGGGCAUCAGUGCUGCCAUCUGGGUUGUCGUGGGCACUGCUUGUUUGCCAUUUCCCAUCCUGAGAAGCACACAUUUAGCCAACAAAACUGAAUCCUGCUUUGCUGACCUUGGAUACAAGAGUAUGAAUGCAGUGACUUUGGUUGGAAUGGUUACAGUUGCUGAGCUGGCAGGAUUUGUGAUCCCAGUCGUCACCAUCGCAUGGUGCACCUGGAAAACUACCAUAUCCUUGAGACAGCCACCAAUAGCUUUCCAGGGCAUCAAUGAGAGGCAGAAAGCAUUGCGGAUGGUUUUCAUGUGUGCUGCAGUCUUCUUCAUAUGCUUUACUCCCUAUCAUAUCAACUUUAGUUUUUACACUAUGGUAAAGGAAGGAAUCAUUAGCAAUUGUUCCAUUGUAAAAAGCACACUGUAUUUUCACCCUUUUUGUCUAUGCCUUGCAAGUAUUUGCUGCCUUUUGGAUCCAAUUCUCUAUUAUUUCAUGGCCUCAGAGUUUCGUGACCAACUAUCCCGCCAUAGCAGCUCUGUGACCCGUUCCCGCCUCAUGAGCAGGGAGAGUGGUUCAUCAGUGAUUGGCUAAAAAUAAAAUACCUUUUCAAUUACGAAUUUGUUUAACUGUUUGUUUUUUCUCCCGCAAAGAUCAAAAGACCAGCCAAACAAUUUCUUUAAACGAACUUUGUGAACAGCAGGAAUAAAUGUCCUCUUGUAUAAUAGUUGUGGUUGUAGGGACGUGAUGGUGGAGCCAUAGUGUGAAAACUGUGGGAGAAGAAAGGAAAAUGGGAUUUGCCUGGGUCCUCUUUGAAAUUUAAGCCACUUUCUUAUUUAAGAGACCUACAUAAACUUUUUACAGAUGUUUUCAACCAAAUGCAAAUGGACUCUAAAACAAAAGACUCAGAGAACUGAUUUGUGGUUUCAGGAACCUGGAAGGGUAGGCAAAUGGUGAAAGGUGUCAAAAGGUAUACAUUUUCAGUUAUAAAAUAAAUAAGUAACGGGGAUGCAAUGUAGAGAAUAAUGACAAUAUUUAAUAAUACUGUACUGUAGAUUUGAAAGUU